CCUCCUUGCACACUCCUCCACAUCUGCCCCCUCCCCCCCUCACUCUCCUCUUCUUCCUCCUCCUCCUCUUCCUCGCGCGAGCAACUUGCAGAGUGCCGCUCAGCCUCGACCGCGCCGGGGGUCCCUGCAGAGGAGCGCCCGCCCGCCUCCAUGUGCGUGUCCGCUGCGUGCUGAGAUCGCGCCGGCCCCCCCUCUCCCUACCCCUAACCCUCCCACCGAACCGAACCGCCGAACCGAACCAUGUGCAACAACGACCCCUUCUACUCGUCCCCCUUCGGACCCUUCUACCGGAGACACUCGCCCUACAUGGUGCAGCCCGAGUACCGGAUCUAUGAGAUGAACAGGCGGCUCCAGACGCGCACCGAGGAAAGCGACAGUUUGUGGUGGGACGCCUUCGCCGCAGAAUUCUUCGAGGAGGACGCCACGCUCACACUGUCCUUCUGCCUAGAGGAUGGACCAAAGAGAUACACGAUUGGCCGGACGCUGAUCCCCCGCUACUUCAGCACGGUGUUCGAGGGCGGCGUCAGCGAGCUGCACUACAUCCUCAAGCACUCCAAGGAGUCCUUCCACAACUCGUGCAUCACGCUGGACUGCGACCAAUGCACCAUGGUCACCCAGCACGGCAAACCCAUGUUCACCAAGGUUUGCACGGAGGGCCGUCUGAUCGUGGAGUUCGCCUUCGACGACCUGAUGAGGAUUAAAACGUGGCACUUUACCAUCCGGCAGUACCGAGAGCUCAUUCCCCGCAGCAUAGUGGCCAUGCACGCACAAGACCCUCAAGUGCUGGAGCAACUGUCCAAAAACAUCACACGCAUGGGUUUGACCAACUUCACCCUCAACUACCUCAGGUUGUGUGUCAUCCUGGAGCCCAUGCAGGAGCUCAUGUCCCGACACAAGACGUACAACCUCAGCCCGCGCGACUGUCUCAAGACAUGCCUGUUCCAAAAGUGGCAGAGAAUGGUGGCGCCGCCAGCUGGACACCCGCAGAACUUCAAAACGGAAAUAUUCCCCACCAAUCACAAAAAAGGUCGCGCCAAAGCUGAGCCUGCCCGACAGACCACCACCAAGCGGAGGAAACGGAAGAACUCGGCCAGCAGCGCCAGCAGCAGCGUAGGCGCCGCCGCCGGCAAGAAGCGCAGCCCCGCCACCAACUUCAGCCUCUCCAGUCAGGUACCUGACGUGAUGGUGGUGGGCGAGCCCACGCUGAUGGGCGGCGAGUUCGGCGACGAGGACGAGCGCCUGAUCACCCGUCUGGAGAACACGCAGUACGACGCCACCAACGGCCUGGACGACGAGGACGACUUCACCGGCUCGCCGGCGCUGACCAACAACGGGCCGUGGAACGGCAAGGCGCCCAACGGCGGGCCUGACGGCAAAGCAGAAAACGCGGCGUCGCAGGCUUCGCAGUAGGAGCGGCGUAUAAGGAACAAAGCAAUAGCCACACAAGCUGGACAUUUUCAAAAUGUAUGUAAAUGUACAAAAUACAAAUUGCAAGGUGUGGACUUCUUUUUGGGCAAGAAAAGCUUUCGGUGGACUAUCGCCGCUGUGACUGGUGGACGUGGGUCACAUGACACCACACAGCAGAGCGGCAAGAAGGCAUUUUGUUGUUUUUGAAAGCACCAGCUGACGUUGUUUGAGGCCACCGCAGAGUCAGUCGUUCUCGUUGUUUUCUGUUUCAAAUUAGCGGGGAAUAACAGUCCCUUUGUUUUGGCUUUUAGGCAGCGCGGUGGAUGAGUGGGCAACACAUCCGCCUCACAGAUCAGAGGUUUGGGUUCAAAUCUCAGAUCUCGGCUUCCUCACACAUCCCAAAAAAAUGCAUGUUAGGUUAAGACUCUAAAUUGACCAUAGGUUUGAAUGUGAAUGGCUGUGUCUAUAUGUGCCCUGCGAUUGGCCGGGGACCAAUCCAGGGUGUACCCCGCCUCUUGCCCAAUGUCAGCUGGGAUAGGCUCCUACUCACUCUGUGACCCUCAUGAGGAUAAAAAGUAUCGAAAAUGGAUAUUUUGGUUCCCCCCCACUCGUUACCACCAUUUUCAUACAAAAGGUUUGGAUUGUGUUUCCCGCUCCGUGACUUUCUCUUCAAAAGAUUGGACUUUUCUCCCUUUAAUACUCCCAAACUGCAUGAUUUUUAUAGGGUUAUUAUUUUGGGGGUUAAUUUGAUAUAUGUGCUUUACUUUAAAAAACAAAACAAAAAAAAACCACAACAAUCUGAUUGUCCUCUAUCAGUUUGGGAAGGUUUGUAAAUAGAAGUCCGGUUUAUUUUGUCUAUUAGCCACAGGGAAGCAGUUUCUUUCCCGCAGCUGUUUUGUUUUCCACACAAGGUUCCAAAUUUCUCAAGGGGGGUCCUAAAUGUGCAAACCACCCCCCACCCCCCGACCUCGUUUAGCUAGUGCACAGCCAAAGCCACAAUACAACACGGUCGCAUUUCUUGUGUAUUUGGUGACGUAUAUGAACACGAAGCCACCCUGUAGAAGUGCUGCGCCGUCCCUUUAAUUGUGUUCACGAGACUUCUUGAUUUACAUUUCCUGCAAAAGUCAGGAUUUUUCUGUAUUUUUUUGCCCUGUGCCAAUGUUCUGCAAAAACAGCACCGACACGGUGUUUGGCGGUAGUAUCAGAGCCGUAACAGACAGGAAUGAGUUUCCACAAUGUCAGGAAAACUUCAAACACUCACUUCUCCGUCCGACUUGUGUUAAAAGCAAUUGUUGCUGUCUGACAAGCAUUUUUUUUAUACAUCACACCAUUUUUCCAAAGGUGGAGAAAUGAUGGUUCUUCUUUUAAGAAACUUUGAGGGAUCUCUGUGUGAAAAAGUGAAGCUAACCUUGUGAACCAGUAGCCCCUUUCACACUUCGUCCCAAAAGUGUAAUUUUCCCUUUUUUCCCCUGUGUCUCUGUUCUGUAGAAACAGCAGAACAAUGUAAUGACAUUAAAAUAGCAUUUUUUUGCCAUCAUUGUGGUUAAAAACACGGCCGCAACAGAGACGUGACAACAGCUGUGUCUGAAGGAAUUUUGGACACAUGGCAAUAUCCCGCCUUUGCUGGGUUUUGUGUGAAAAGGCAAAUGCAGAUGUGUAAUGGCACAUAUCUUUAUCAUCCAGGACAGGAAACCUGCGGCAAUUUCCGGCACUGUCUGAACACCAAAGGCGGAUAAAUGUGGAGUAAUCUGUUGAGGCUCCGAUGCUGAAAGUCUGCGGGAUCUCUGCAUGAACAAGAUGACAAUGAAGCUAACCUUGUGAACAAGUAGCCCCUUUCACACUGCCUGCCAAAAGCGGGAUUUUGACCUCCUUUUACCUAUCCCGCUGUUGUUACGGCACCAAAGCCGAAUGGGGGAGAAACUUGACAGAUCGCAGGAUUCCGCAAUUGCGACAUUGAUAUCGCGUUGUUGUUACAGCUCCGAUUCAGCUGUUUCGCAGGCUCUCCGUGUGAAUGGAGGCUUUUUGGUCGAACUUUCCCUGAGAAGACAAAAGGGCACACGUCUUCACUGCUUAUUUAUUUGAGCUUUUUUUUUUAAGGAACCAAAACACACAAAUUUCUGAAUAUGUUUGAGGCUAGUGUUAUUAGACACCGUUUGUACAUUAUAUAGCAGAGGUGUUCUGUGUCAUAUCUGAUGUCUGGUAUGUAUGCUUUACCAUUAACUUGUGCCAAUAAAACCGUGCUUACAAAUAA
Messenger RNA from Phyllopteryx taeniolatus (common seadragon), 3658 nucleotides. It is a transcript of the gene ldb2a, whose product is annotated as LIM domain binding 2a. Lineage: Eukaryota; Metazoa; Chordata; Actinopteri; Syngnathiformes; Syngnathidae. The coding region runs from base 241 to 1410 and encodes 389 amino acids. Gene Ontology annotation, biological process: nervous system development; negative regulation of transcription by RNA polymerase II; positive regulation of transcription by RNA polymerase II. Gene Ontology annotation, molecular function: LIM domain binding. The transcript has 9 exons. Gene Ontology annotation, cellular component: nucleus; transcription regulator complex. The record is from RefSeq and is a predicted model, not a curated record.